This is a messenger RNA of Staurois parvus, 684 nucleotides long. The record is from the annotation of a GenBank genome assembly. NCBI's taxonomy places the organism in Eukaryota, Metazoa, Chordata, Amphibia, Anura, Ranidae.
AUGAAAAAUCCAAUGUUGUCUGUUUUGUCAUUUCUUUUAGACAAGAUAUUUAUUUUUAUAAAGCUAAAAUCCAAUUGUACCUCAGUAACUGAUAGAAAUGGCAACAAAUAUGAGACUUCCUUGUUCGCGAGGGGUGACCUUCUGGAAGUUCCGAGAACGCUUUUUGUUCAUUUUGGAAUCUAUCUUGGAGACAACCGAGUUGCACAUUUGAUACCUGAUAUUCUUCCAGUAAUAUCGCACAACAAAACUUCUGUCAAGAAGGUGGUAACCAACAAGAGGCUGAUUGCAGGGGUGCUAGCUAAAGUGGCAAGUGUCAGAGUGGACAUCGUACAGGACUUUGCCUAUGGUGGAGAUAUUAUUAUUAAUCACAUGGAUCAGAGCAUCAGCAACAAACCUCUUUCUGGUGAAGAAGUGGCCCAAAGGGCUGAGAAACUGGUGGGGACCACAUCCUACAGCCUGCUGUGGAACAACUGUGAGCACUUUGUAACCUACUGUAGAUAUGGCAUCCCAGUGAGCUUGCAGACAGAUAAGUUCUGUGAGAUUGUGAAGAAGAUUAUUCGAGACCAAAGAAGUGUACUGAUUUCUGCUGCUUUAGGGUUGGCAUUAACGUUGUGCAUGGGUAUAGGACCUUCCACUACCCUUCCGUGUUUUCUUUUUACAUUUACACUCUGGAUGGCAAGCUGA